AAAUUUAAUACUUUAAGGCUGGUGCCACACGAGCGUACAAAAUGCGUUGGUACGCACGUACUUUUUGACGCGCGUCGUAGAAUUACAUUAUCGCUUACAGGAGUGGUCACACGAGCAACGUGCGCUAAAAAUAACGCGCGUUCGCACGGACGUCAAUUUCUUAUCGACGUAUUUUUUCUGGAACGCACGUCAAGAAUUAUCAACGCGCGUUUAGAAUUAUACACAUUUAAAUAUACGUCGACACACGUUCUCACAAAGUACGGACGUAUUGAAGUAAUUACUACCACCUGAAAUUCCUUACAUUACGUUUGUACUGAAAUUUUCGUAGUAUUUCGUAAUUAAAUUAUUUUUUUUUUAAAAUGUCAAGUAUCGACAACGAAUUGUUAAUUAGUGAGGUCCAAAAAUAUGAAGUCUUGUGGAAUACAGCUGAUGAAGACUAUAAAGAUAAACUUAAAAAGAAUGGGGCAUGGAUAAAAGUAGCGUCGUCUUUAAUUAAUUCAUUCAUAGAUGAAAACGAAGCACAACAAAAAAUAAUUUUAUUAGACAUAAUGAGUAGAUGGCGUACAAUUCGUGACAACUAUGUGCGAAGUUUAAAAAAACAAGCCAAUAACUCAAGAUCUGGUUCAGCUGCCAAAAAAACAAAGUUGUACGUUUAUGGGGAACAAUUGUCUUUCCUGGGAAAAAACAGAGAGUUAAGAAAUACUGAUUCAAAUUUCGAAGACCAACUUCUAUCUGAACCAACAUCGCCUAAUAUCAAUGAAAGAGAGCUUAAUUCAUCAGUUAAUAUUGAGAAUGGAAGUUAUCAUGAAAUGGCCGGGAGUUCUUCCUCUUCUCUAAAUGAAAAAUCAACAACGAAGCGAAAAAAGCCUAAUGUGGAGCAAGCUCUAGUUGACUUUAUGGAGUCACAUAAUAAUAAAGUGACAAAAAACCCCAUGGAACGAGAUGAAGACAUGGCAUUCUUUUAUUCACUACUUCCAACAGUUAAAUCGUUAACUGCAGACCAGAAAUUUAGUUUUAGAAUGCAAACAAUGCAACUCCUUAAUAACAUUACAAAUAAAACUCAUAUUAAUCGAUCAUUCAACAGUCAUUCAAACAUUCAAUCACUAUUGAACACUACACCUGCCACCUCAUUUCGACCACUUUCUCAUACUCCUGGUUAUGACUUUGUUCGGCCACCGUCUUCAACAUCAUCAGCUGCGUCAUACUACUCAGAAUUUUCUCAUGAUGAAAUUUCAAACGACAAUUUCAAUAUGCAAGAAAAUUAUAACCAAAAAAACUUUUAAAAAUAAACUUAAAAUUUAUACAUUUCAUUUAAAAAUAAAAAAAAUUUGUAAUAAUUUAAUGUGAUAACUACAAUGUAUAAUAACUAUUAUCUUCGUAAUAAAAAUAUUUCUGAAAGUUUACUAACAGAUAUUUUAAUAAUACGUAAAUUAUAAUAUAAAUUUAGUAAAUAAAAUCUAUUCUCCAC
Molecule: messenger RNA, 1468 nt
Organism: Daktulosphaira vitifoliae (grape phylloxera)
Lineage: Eukaryota; Metazoa; Arthropoda; Insecta; Hemiptera; Phylloxeridae
Exons: 2
Coding region: 360-1283 (307 amino acids)
Biological process (GO): regulation of transcription by RNA polymerase II
Cellular component (GO): transcription regulator complex; nucleus
Molecular function (GO): DNA binding
Source: RefSeq, a predicted model, not a curated record